GGGAAAGGGCUGUCACUUUAAUUAAAGAGGUCUUAGCAUAUUCUAUUAGGUGCUGUGCAUGGCAGUUUCAGCCAAUCAAGGCUCUUGAGAGUGCUCAUUGGUUGGGCUGUGGGGGAUGUCUGGCUUCCAUCGGUAGUGGGUUACUCUCUCCGCUCCAUCCGUCCAUUCAGCCCCCGCAGUCAGCAAAACACACGUCAGAGCGCAGGUCCACAGCGAGCAAAUCCUGCAGAGCCCUGUGUACAGUAUGUGUGUGUGUCAGAGCGUCCAUAGGAGAAAGAGAGUGAGAGAGACAGUGUAGACUGGCUGCUUCUAAACCACUGCAGGAGGACUACAUCUGGGACUGUCACAGAUAAAAAGAGAGAGAGAAGUAAUUCUAGGAUAAACGUUUAUUUAACAGCACAGUUAUGGGGACUUCUCUCUGCUGUCCAACAAUGGAUCAAACUAAAAGCAAAUGACAGAAAAGUCAGUCACUGUAUACGCUUUAAUCUUCUGGUGGAAGAAGGAGAUUAAAUUGUCAGUUUGCUCUCAGAAGGUGAAGACUUGGAUUGGAUUUUUUUUUUUUUUCAUCUUCUUUCUUUUCCUUUUUUCUUCUCUGUUUAAAUUGAUUGCUGUGCUUUCUGGCUCCUCACCCUUCACGCUGUGUCUUCACAAGUCUUCACCUCUCUCAAAUCCUUCCUUUCCUUCCCAACAUCUUCUCUGCAUGCUUUUCCACUGCUCUGCAGGUGAACAAACUCAUGGUGGAUGCCAAGGGAAGGAAAAUGAAAUGUCUGACGUUCUUGUUGAUGCUUCCAGAGUCAGUUAAGAGCAAGUCCAGCAAAGGCUCCAAAAAGGGGAGUCCCAGCAGCUCUUCCAAACUGCCCCCUGUCUGCUAUGAGAUCAUCACCUUAAAAACCAAAAAGAAGAAGAAGAUGGCCGCAGAGAUUUUCGCCUCCAAGAAGCCGGCAUCAGCCACCACAGUGCAGCAGUACCAGCAGCAGAACUUGAACAACAACAACACCAUCCAAUGCUGCAACUGGCAGGGUCUCUACUCCACCAUUAGAGAGAGAAAUUCUGUGAUGUUCAAUAAUGAACUGAUGGCUGAUGUUCAUUUUGUUGUGGGCCAGUCAGGAGGGACUCAGAAGCUCCCAGGACACAAGUAUGUCCUCGCUGUGGGAAGCUCUGUUUUUCAUGCCAUGUUCUACGGAGAGUUAGCCGAAGACAAGGAUGAGAUCUGUAUCCCUGAUGUGGAUCCUCCAGCCUUUCUGGCUAUGCUAAAGUACAUUUACUGUGAUGAAAUUGACUUAAGUGCCGACACUGUGCUGGCGACAUUAUAUGCAGCCAAGAAGUACAUAGUACCGCACCUGGCUCGGGCCUGUGUCAACUUCUUGGAGACGAGUCUUAGUGCCAAGAACGCAUGCAUUCUUCUAUCUCAGAGCUGUCUGUUUGAAGAGCCAGACCUAACACAACGCUGUUGGGAAGUCAUUGACGCUCAGGCUGAGCUGGCACUUAAAUCCGAGGGCUUUUGUGACAUUGACGCUCAGACCUUGGAGAGCAUACUCAAGCGGGAGACCUUAAACGCCAAGGAGAUUGUAGUGUUUGAAGCGGCACUGAGCUGGGCAGAGGCUGAAUGUCAGCGUAGAGAGAUGAACACAACAUUUGACAACAAACGCAAAGUACUGGGCCAGGCCGUUUACCUGAUCCGAAUCCCCACCAUGGGUCUUGAUGAUUUUGCAAAUGGUGCGGCACAGUCAGGAGUGUUGACGCUGAAUGAAACCAAUGAUAUUUUCUUAUGGUACACGGCGGCCAAGAAACCCGAGCUACAGUUCGCCAGCCAACCUCGAAAGGGACUGACUCCGCAGAAGUGCCACCGAUUCCAGUCUUGCGCCUACCGCAGCAACCAGUGGCGUUACCGCGGACGCUGUGACAGUAUUCAGUUUGCAGUCGAUAAGCGAGUGUUUAUUGCUGGUUUCGGGCUCUACGGCUCGAGCUGCGGAUCUGCAGAGUACACCGCCAAGAUCGAGCUGAAACGGCAGAGAGUUGUGCUGGGAACCAACCUCAGUAAGUACUUUUCAGAUGGUUCCAGCAACACCUUCCCUGUUUGGUUCGAGUAUCCGGUUCAGAUAGAGCCUGACACUUUUUACACGGCCAGUGUGGUUCUCGAUGGUAAUGAACUAAGUUAUUUCGGACAGGAGGGUAUGACGGAAGUUCAGUGUGGGAAGGUGACCUUCCAGUUUCAGUGCUCCUCGGACAGUACCAAUGGCACAGGUGUACAAGGAGGACAGAUUCCAGAGCUCAUCUUCUAUGCCUGAGUUUCCACUUGCAAGACAAAAGACCAGUGUGAAAUUUGAAUAGCUUUACAUUGCUUACAAUAUCUUACUUUUUUUACUACAUGGCAAAAUUUCCUCCAGUGUUGUCAUUCCAAACUGAAACGUAACAGGUAUUUCAUGAGUUUUAUUUUAAGCUUAUAGUGGGUUUUGGGGGUCUGACAAACCAUGAAGGGUUUCACUGUAAUUUCUCCAGGUAUUAAAAGCUGUAUUUAAAUAUUUUAUAUUGUACUCUACAUAAAGCUGUACCAGUUUACAAGGGAAAAUUUUCUCAUUUCAAUAGGCUAUUGUGCUUUAUCUUAAAAUUAUUUUUUAUUUAAAAUAUUAUUAUUAUUAUUAUUAUUUAUUUUAUUUUAUUUUAUUUUUUUUAAUUUAAUUUGAGAGGGGACAUUGAAAAGAAAACAAACCCAUGAGCACUGGAUAUAAUGUUAUACAUGUACAGUAUAUAUUUAAAUGUGUUAACUAUUAUAUGUGUAGAUAUACUAUAUUACCACUCCAUGGCUAUAUCAGCUGUUUUCAUUGACUAUGCCAUGUUAGUGAAUGCUUGCACAUGUAUAUUGUAGCAAUAGUGAACAAAAUAUUCAAACUCAAGAUAAAUGUCUAACCCCAAUAUAUCUUCGCAUUAAACUUCAAGGCAAUCAAUAUACCUAACACCAAAGUUACCGUCACCAUCCCUACAUCAGGCCUUUUAUAGGUAACUACCUUUAAUUAAUAAAUAUCAUUUGCAAGCACAGAACAUCUUAAACAGACUUUUUAUUCAUCUUUUAAAGUAAUCAAAUCAUUAGGAUAGUCACACUGAAAAAUCGAAACUAUAAAACAUUUUGAUCAUAAACAUACGUGGUGUUUACACUUAAAUAAACUCCACAAUGGAGUCUAAUGUACAGUGAACUGCCUCAUAUUGUAUUAUAUUCAGCAUAAAUAGCAUCAUAAAUAUUUAUCUAGCUAUUAAUACACAGUUUUCCGAGUUCUAUAAAAAAAUAUUUAUUUAUUUAAUCCUACUCACCAUCAGUAUGUUUUUGCAGUAAGUAUUGCAUUCUCUUUCACUUCAGUUUUGUAAAAUGCACUAAAAAUGCACUGAACAAAUGCAUAAGCAAUGUUUCUUUCAGCUGAAAUAACAGGUUACAUAUUCAUAGGAGCCACAGAAUGUGACGUUUUGGGAUAUUGUGUUAUAAUUUCCACCUCUGUAAGUGCUGCAUUCAUGGCUAAUUAGCAACAUAAUUAGCUGUCACACAACAAACCCGUCUACACACUACUAAAUGGGAUGUUGUCAACUAGCAUUAUAUCAUGUAUUUUUUAAGACAAGUUAUCAUGCAUUUUAUUUGUCUGCUCUGGGCUGUAAUUACCAACAUUGUUGACUUUUUUUCUCUUUUCAUUAAGAUGUCAAAAGCAAGAAUGCAGAAAGUUAAUUCUAUUCCCUGCAGAACUUUAGUCACAUACAUACAUUAGCAAUGAACAGAAAACAAAUAAUUCCUCUUUAAACUGGUAAAGAAAUGACAUCUCACAUUUUUUUUUUUUUUCAAAAACAGAAUAACAUUAUUGUCCUAUCAUUUUAAUUUUAGAUUUUUGCAUAAUUCUGCCCUGUCUGACAGCAAAAUAAUUAUCUUGUACCAUUGCCGUCUACUGAAAUCGUCCUGGUUACUUGCGUAACCUCCCUUCCCUGAUGGAGGGAAUGAGACGUUGUGUCGAUGUAGUGACACUAGGGGUCACUCUUGGGAGCCCGAGACACCUCUGGUCUUUGAUAAAAGGCCAAUGAAAAUUGGCGAGUGGUAUUUGCAUACCACUCCCCCAGACAUACAGGUAGAAAAGGAGCUGGUAUGCAACCACUCAUUCAGGUUUUAUGCUGAGGAGCCGAGACAAGGUCCCGGCCAUUUCAGCGGGUAGUUCAGCAUUGUGGCAGGAGGGACACAACGUCUUGUUCCCUCCAUCAGGGAACGGAGGUUACGCAAGUAACCAGGAUGUUCCCUAUCUGUCACUCACUCGAAAUUGUGUCGAUGUAAUGACACUAGGUGUCCAUAUACAAAACGCCGCAAUUGGCUGAACUGUGUUACGUGAACUGGCGGUGUGUGACGGGCAGACUGCUGUGUGCCUUGUAGCCAGCACACCAGGCCGACACGUAACCUCCCCAACACUGUUAUGAGUGUCGAACGACCCUUUGGGACAAGUCGACUACCUAAAAGAUAGAGAUGGGCUAGCCCAGUCGUGUCCUCUUAUCCCCUUUUUUUCCACUCCCCCAAAAAAAAGGGGGAUUAACAGACUGGGCCAACCAGGUCUAGUCGGGGGGGGGGGGGUGUCCCUCCCAAAGGAAGGACACCACGGAGACCACACCCCACCCAGAGAGAGGGGGGAUUAUUUAAGUGGAAAUAUGUCACAAGGUCUUGCCAAGCUAUGUUGGAAGUAUGCCAUGUGGAGAAGUCCCAUGGUAGGUCCUACCCUAUGGGGGAGGAGUUACUACAAGCAUGGAAACUGGGACUGCCCAAGGAAGACGCAGUUUGCCAACAGGGAAACGAAUUAGCAGAAGAUAUAUGUCGCAUGGGGUUACCUAUGGGGAACUGCCACAUGCAGAGCACCUACCCCAGUACAGGGCUUUAGUUAGCAAGUGUACUGGGCCGGCAGCGAGUCUCUCCAAAAACUCAUCUGCCACAGGGCUCAGAAGAAAUCAACCAGGGAACACAGUUUGUGAACACUACUGGGAGUUAAUGGUGCACAUCUUCAGCUCAGGGGAGGUGAAAGGCACUAUGCGCAAGCGAUACACCCGGCCGGCUGUCUUGGACUUACCUGCUUGUGCAUGCCACUACACGGGACGAAACUGGUUCCAUCCGGAGGUUGUAGAACCUCGCAAAUGUGUUGGGUGUUGCCCAGCCUGCAGCUCUGCAAAUGUCUGUUAGUGAGGCGCCCCUGGUCAAGGCCCAGGAGGCUGCUACACCCCUGGUAGAAUGGGCUCGUAGCCCUACCGGGGGCGGCACGUCCUGGGCAUGAUAUGCCAUAGUUAUGGCAUCAAUGAGCCAGUGGGCGAUCCUCUGCUUGGAGACAGCACUUCCUUUCUGCUGUCCACCAAAGUAGACAAAGAGCUGCUCAGAGACUCUAAAGCCCUGUGUGCGAUCCAAAUAGAUGCGUAAAGUGUGCACUGGACACAGCAAUGUCAGGGCUGGGUCUGCCUCCUCCUGGGGCAGCGCUUGCAGGUUCAUCACCUGGUCCCUAAAAGGGGUUGUGGGAACCUUGGGCACAUAGCCUGGUCGGGGUCAUAGGAUCACGUGAGAGUAGCCCGGACCGAACUCCAGGCACGUUUCGCUGACAGAGAAAGCUUGCAGGUCUCCUACCCUCUUGAUGGAAGUGAGCGCAGUCAGGAGGGCAGUCUUCAAGGAGAGUGCCUUAAGCUCAGCUGACUGCAAAGGCUCAAAGGGCGCUCUCUGUGGACCCUGAAGAACUACAGAGAGGUCCCAUGAGGGAACAAGGCGCGGUCUGAAGGGAUUCAGCCUCCUGGUGCCUCUCAGGAACCUGAAGAUCAGGUUUUGCUUCCAUAAGGACUUGCUGUCCACUGUGUCAUGGUGUGCCACUAUAGCGACUACAUACACCUUCAAGGUGGAAGGGGACAUCUGCCUUUCCAACCUCUCCUGCAGGAAGGAAAGCACUGAUCCGACUGCAUAUCUCUGGGGGUCUUCCCGUCAGGAAGAACACCACUUAGCGAACAGACGCCACUUAAAGACAUACAGGCGCCUCGUAGAGGGGGCCCUAGCCUGAGUGAUCGUGUCUACCACCAUGGGUCACUGGGGGGGGCUGUCAUGAGGAGUGUGAGGUCCGAGAACCACUCGCCAAUUUUCAUUGGCCUUUUUAUCAAAGACCAGAGGUGUCUCGGGCUCCCAAGAGUGACCCCUAGUGUCACUACAUCGACACAACAUCGAGUGAGUGACAGAUAGGGAACUUCCAUAAACUUAUCCGAACACCAUGGGUUAUACAAACCACAUUGUUAGCUGUCUCUAACAAUGUGUACUUUAAAAUGUGCUUAAACAUCAAUGUUUCUACAUGCAAAUCAUGAAAAAUGGUAAACUUAUGGAUUCUUUGUGUGCUGAGAUUUUGUUAACAUGUCUUUUUUUAUUUACAAGUGAAUUUACUCAUCACAUGAGCUUUUUUAAUUAUUGUGCACUAAUUAGAAGAGGUUAUUGAUGGAGCUUCUUAUUUGUAAAUAAUGAACACUUCUGUGAAUGUGUAAAAAGUGUGUUACAGUGUGGAGAGACUUAUGAAUGUGUAUGAUAGUUGAACAUGCAAAUAAACUGA
Myxocyprinus asiaticus (Chinese sucker) is the source of this 6575-nucleotide messenger RNA. Its product is annotated as BTB/POZ domain-containing protein 3-like. Gene Ontology annotation, molecular function: protein binding. Lineage: Eukaryota; Metazoa; Chordata; Actinopteri; Cypriniformes; Catostomidae. Bases 735 to 2288 code for a protein of 517 amino acids. The record is from RefSeq and is a predicted model, not a curated record. Gene Ontology annotation, biological process: dendrite morphogenesis; cerebral cortex development; neurogenesis. Gene Ontology annotation, cellular component: cytosol. The transcript is spliced from 4 exons.